Molecule: messenger RNA, 1487 nt
Organism: Sinocyclocheilus rhinocerous
Lineage: Eukaryota; Metazoa; Chordata; Actinopteri; Cypriniformes; Cyprinidae
Product: claudin-5-like
Exons: 1
Coding region: 131-784 (217 amino acids)
Cellular component (GO): membrane; bicellular tight junction
Molecular function (GO): structural molecule activity
Source: RefSeq, a predicted model, not a curated record
AAACUCCCGCCGCAUCUCAUCCUGCAACACUGCCAAGCGAUGUAGAGAUACUUCUGCUCUGAACACCUGCUUUGAACAAAAAUACUUUUUCUAGACUUUCUAAACUGCAUCAAAAAAAAACUUUGCAAAGAUGAUUUCUGCAUGUCUGGAGAUUAUUGGACUUGGCUUGAGCGUCACCGGGACCCUUUUGGUGAUGGUGGCUUGUGGGCUGCCCAUGUGGAAAGUGUCUGCCUUCAUCGAGGGCAACAUCGUGGUGGCGCAAAACAUCUGGGACGGGCUGUGGAUGUCCUGCGUGGUCCAGAGCACGGGUCAGAUGCAGUGUAAAAUGCACGACUCCGUCCUGGCGCUGAACACUGACCUCCAGACCGCUCGGGCUCUGACGGUCAUCUCAGCGGUUUUGGGUGUCCAGGCUCUGAUGAUAACCAUCGCCGGUGCUCAGUGCACCAACUGCAUCAGUAAAGAGUCCAUCAAAGCCAAAGUAGUCAACGUCGGAGGGGUGAUAUACAUCAUCUCAGGCUUGUUUGUGCUGGUGCCUCUGUGCUGGAUGGCCAAUAACAUCAUCUCGGACUUCUACGACCCUCAAGUCCCUUAUGCAAAGAAGAGAGAAAUUGGAGCUGCGCUCUACAUCGGAUGGGCAGCAUCUGCCAUGCUUCUGGUCGGAGGAGUGAUCCUGUGUUUCUCUCGUCCACAUGAUGAGAAAUCCUCGUAUCCUCUAAAAUAUGUACCUCCACCUACAAAAAGCACAUCAAUCAAUGGGGACUAUGAUAAACGAAACUAUGUGUGAACCUCAACGUUCAACCAUGGACUAGUGGCUCUGCGCAUAUGGACUUUCAAGGCUGUAAACUUUAAUAUCUGGGUAGUUCAUCAAUAAUUGUAUUUUUAAUUCAAAAACUAGAUUUAAGGUUCAAAUAUAUAUGAAAAUGUAUUUUUAGGUGCUCUGUUUCUUAUAAAUGAGUGUGAGAAAUAAUUUUUUAAAGUUUGCAUAUCCAUUAAAACUGCAUGUUAAAAAAUGUUUAAAAUAGUUUUACAUGAAAUAAUGUAAGUCAACUUCCCAGUUACAUGCAACAGGUCUUGUACCAAACUUAGCAAACAUUCAGAUAAUCAAUUGACAAUGUAUAAACUUUGACUGUGUAUGUAUAAACUAUGUUUGAUUAUAUUUUUCUGUCUUUAGCUCCUUUAACAGUUUGUCCUAGUAAUAAUGAAUUAGAUGUACACAGGUAUUUUUUGUCUUAGUUAGUGAUAUUAGGGUCAGCGGCCCACUUGUUUGCAUUUGAUUUUAAUCACUGUGGCGUAAGGUGGGUGAAGGGAGGGUCUAUAUUUCUUGUUUUUGUUCCGCUUUAUGAGAGUGCACUAAUUAGACACGGUCUGUGCUUCAAUAAGACACUGAAUAAUGCCUAUUGUUCUGCCUAUAGACUCCAGGCUGCAGCUUUACAUGAGACUGUUUUGAUCAUCUAAACCUCCUGAUUGUACAUAGUUGUAUGAAACCA